CAAACUUUAUAGCCAGAAGAUAGAUGUGUAUAUCUUUUUUUUGUCACUAGUGAAAUGAAUUUAAAUCAGUGAGCUGUGCAUAUAUUGGAUGGUUGUGAGAGCUAUCGCACGAACCAGCUAUCAACCAGGCGUUACACGUACUAAUACAGCUUUGCUUGUAGCCGAUGCGUUCUAUCAUCUUUUGCAAUGCGUGUGUCACGAUAUUAUCAUUUUUUUUUAUUUAACUUGUUUACGUGCAUUUCUGUUUGGGGAAAAAGAUUUUUGAAAAGAUGCUUUUUUUUUGUCAAUAAAUUCGAGGCCAAAUGCUCUCUCAUCUCUUCACAAAAACAUUUGAUAUCUUUGCUCUUGCUCUUGCAGCCUCUCUCUUGCUCGCUCUUGCGUUGCACGUUUGCUUGCUUUGCCACCAUGUCUCAGGAGGAGCAGCGCCAUGGCCGCCAGCUGCCGCUAGCUACGAGUGGCGUCAUCACCUUCAACGGCGUGCCGCUCUCGCCGCUGACCGCCGGCGCCGAGAGCGACGGCGACGACGACGACGUCGUCAUCGUCGACGCGUGUAAUAACGGGAAGAGGAAGGUCGGUGAUGGGGAAGAAGAAGGGCGCGGAUCCCAGGGCGGCGACGACGACGACGACGUCGUAGCUGUCCACGGCGGCGGCGGCGGCGGCGGCAACCGGGCGUGCAUGUUCGCGGUGCGGGAGCGGGAGAGGCGGAGGCGGAUGAACGACAUGUUCGCCGGCAUCCGCCGCCUCGUCCCCAACCUCCCGGAGAAGAGCAGCAGGGUGGAAAUCAUUGAUGGCGCGAUCGCUUACAUCAAGAUGCUGCAGGGGGAGGAGGUCAGGAUGGAGGCGCAAAAGCAGGAGCUCCAGCGCGAGCGAGACCGCCUGGCAAUGGAGGUGGCGGCGGCCGCCGGGGGCGCGGGGGCCUCCUCCUCCUCCUCGUCCGCCGCGGCGGCGGCGGUGACGGUGGCGGCGUACGGCCCCGCCGGCGCGGUGGGCUCCUCCUCCUCCUCGGCCGCCGCGGCGGCGCGCGCCAACACCGUCGUCCCAGUCCCACAGAGGGCGGCGCGCGGCGCCACGGCGCCGACGCCGCGUCCGGUCGCGCCGCCGCAGGCCGGGACGUGGCCUCUCCCGGCGCCCGCGGCGAUGCCGCCGCCGCCGCCACCACCCACGGGCGCCGCGGCGGUCGCGCCGCCGCCGUCGCUCAAGACGUGGUCGUGGGGCGACAACGUCGUGGUCAGCGUGCUCGGCAACAUCGGGAACAUGACCGUGCGCGCGCCGCUGCGCCGCACCGGCGUGCUCGCCAUGGCGUCCGCCGCGCUGAAGAGGUACAACAUCACGGCAGUGACGUCGCUGAGCGGGACCGACGCUUCCCGGACCCAGAACAUGUUCAUGUUCUACACUAUUAUCGAUAUGCCGGACAGGCAGCCCCAGUUUGUGCACCCCAAGGUGUUCGAGGCCAUGUACAGAGCGGCGGCCGCCGAGAUCGCGGCCUGGAUCAACUGCUACUGAUCGAGAAAAGCCCACCACCGCCGGCAAGAACGAUCCCAAUAGGGAAGAUUCAGUUCGGCUACCUGCCUACCUCCAUUGCAUCGAUGAUCUCACCAGUGUGGUCGCAUGCAUCUCUGCAGUUAAUUAUCGUUUGGUUUGGUUUGAGCAUUCGGCUCCUCUUCCUCAUAUCAGUCCAGUGUCGCGUCAAAACUGAAGCAGUUGGAUUAGAUUUUGGGUUGUUUCUGAAUAAUGUUGGCGUGUGUGCAGCUAGCAUAGCAGGGAUGGUGUGUGCAACGUCGUCACUGAAUAUGUUGCUGCAGAACAUUUUAGUCCAUUUUUAAUUUGGUGUGGUUUGCUUUCCAAUAAUAAAUUAACAUUGUGAGGUUUGCUGUCA
Messenger RNA from Oryza sativa Japonica Group (Japanese rice), 1876 nucleotides. RefSeq lists its product as uncharacterized. The record is from RefSeq and is a predicted model, not a curated record. Lineage: Eukaryota; Viridiplantae; Streptophyta; Magnoliopsida; Poales; Poaceae. Gene Ontology annotation, molecular function: protein dimerization activity; DNA-binding transcription factor activity. Gene Ontology annotation, biological process: endosperm development; regulation of DNA-templated transcription.